AUGCGUUACGCGCCGCGUUUGCCGAUUCAGCCGAUUCAGACGAAGCGUUCUGCGACGACAACAGCUUCGAGGAGUGAGGAGCGAUUGGUAGUUUUGAAGAAGAAGAGCAUCAUCAAAACUGCUCGUUUGGGUUCUUUUUCUUCUGUUGAUGUUGAUGGCACUGGACUCAACAUUUACCUAAUCCAACGCGCUUCGUCGGUCGUCGCGAGGAGUAAUACUGCGAUGGUUCUUUCGAUGAUGAUUGCAGCAGCGGAGGAGGAUAAGGAUGAGGCAAAAGCGGAGAGCUCGGUGAUUGUCGGCGCUGGCCCAACUGGUCUCGUCACCGCCAUCAUGCUCGCUCGCAGAGGUUGGAACGUGAGAGUCCUCGAAAAAAGAAACAAACCGGAAAAGGCGAACAACGCGGACGUUUGGGGGGAUCCUCAGAGGAGUUAUAACAUCGGCUUAUCCGCUCGAGGACAACUGGCGUUGCAGAAAUACGAUUUAUUAGACGUGGCGACGGAGUAUGCGAAGCGAGUCAAGGGAAGGUGCGACUUCGAUAAAGACGGAAACCCGGUGGAGAAGUUGGUACAAAAGAAGUUUGACACGCAAGUCAUUCAGAGAGAUCGAUUGGUGGCGGCGCUUUUGGAAGAGGUCGAGAGUAAUUAUGCGGACAGCGUAACGGUCGAGCACGGUGUCGCGGUGAAUUCGUGCACGUUUUCGGAGAGUGGCGAUAAAGCGACGUUGGAAAUUUUCGAGUGUAAAGAAGACGGCGAUUAUUGCGACACGAAGGCGAAGGAGACGAUCGAAACGUCGUUGGUUAUUGGCGCGGAAGGAAACGCAGGGAAACGAGGGAGCGCGGUGAUUCGAGCGAUGGAUGAGAGUAAAAUGUGCAAGACUAAGAUGGUAAAGUUGAAAGAAAGGAUUGAAUCUACGAGAGUGUAUAAGAUUAUUCCUAUUGAACUACCGGAUGGGUUUCGGACCGAUUUGAACUAUUCCUCGAGAACCGGGAAAGGCGUCGCGAUGGAGUGUUUGCCGACGAAAGAAGGUCUCUUGGUCGGUGUUUUGUUGGUUAAACCUACGGACGAGGAAACGUGCCUGAAACUCUCCGACCCGAAGAAAUUAAGAGAGUAUUUGGACAGCGAUUUCCCGAUGUUUUCGAAAAUGGUCAGCGACGAAAACGUCGAGAAGGUUGCGAAAUCUAAAUUUUCCGGUUUGCCGAAUUUUCAAUACGCCGGGGGCGCUUUACAUCUUGGCAGUUGCGCGGGAUUAAUCGGCGAUGCUAUUCACACGGUCAAACCGUACUUUGGGAUGGGCGUAAAUUCGGCGUUUGAAGACGUGACUGUUUUGGAAGAGUGCAUCGAGAACGCUAAAGGCGAUUCGAAGAUUUUUUUACCGCUUUACUCGAAAAAACGAGCCGCAGACGCCAAAGCGCUCGUGGAAAUCUCGCACGGUUUCGAUGGUGGAUUCUUAACGUUCGUGUUACCAUUAAUAUUGGAUUCUAUUUUUCACCGCAUCGCGCCGUGGUUAUUUAUGCCGAAUACGAUUCAAAUGUUACAAAAAGACGACUGGAGUUUUGUGCGAACCAGUCGACGAAAACGGUUCGAUCGAACGUUACAGGUUUCGAUUCUCGCGUCUAUUUUCGCAGGAUCGGUGAGCUUAGUGAUGAUGCUCGUCAAGUUUCUGUGGAGUAAAAAGUUUUUUCUAGCGUAA
Molecule: messenger RNA, 1689 nt
Organism: Bathycoccus prasinos
Lineage: Eukaryota; Viridiplantae; Chlorophyta; Mamiellophyceae; Mamiellales; Bathycoccaceae
Exons: 1
Coding region: 1-1689 (562 amino acids)
Biological process (GO): NAD+ metabolic process
Molecular function (GO): kynurenine 3-monooxygenase activity; NAD(P)H oxidase H2O2-forming activity; FAD binding
Source: RefSeq, a predicted model, not a curated record